Messenger RNA from Guillardia theta CCMP2712, 399 nucleotides. RefSeq lists its product as hypothetical. The coding region runs from base 1 to 399 and encodes 132 amino acids. Lineage: Eukaryota; Cryptophyceae; Pyrenomonadales; Geminigeraceae. The record is from RefSeq and is a predicted model, not a curated record. The transcript has 2 exons.
AUGCUCCAGAACAUGAGGCCUCGAGGAGCAAGCGCCUUGGCCUCCAUUGCUGCAUACGCCCUGUGGAUCUAUCAUGAGUCUUGCAGAACGAAGAGGCAGGAACAGGAGCAGAGACAUGGGUUGGAGGAGAAGGAGGACGAGGACGAGGACGAGGACGAGAAGGACGAGGACGAGGACGAGAAGGACGAGGACGAGGACGAGAAGGACGAGGACGAGGACGAGGACGAGGACGAGAAGAACGAGGACGAGGACGAGGACGAGCAAAGGAGGAGGAGGAGGAGGAGGAGGAGGAGGAGGAGCAACGGAGAAAAGUCGAUUGCCAACUUUUUGAUCUGCCCUGCGGCGACGAUUGCUCUCACAUGCGUUUGCGAGUCCCAGGACCACCUGGACACACGUUAA